Messenger RNA from Melanotaenia boesemani (Boeseman's rainbowfish), 2641 nucleotides. RefSeq names its product protocadherin gamma-C5-like. The transcript has a single exon. Gene Ontology annotation, molecular function: calcium ion binding. The coding region runs from base 173 to 2641 and encodes 822 amino acids. NCBI's taxonomy places the organism in Eukaryota, Metazoa, Chordata, Actinopteri, Atheriniformes, Melanotaeniidae. Gene Ontology annotation, cellular component: plasma membrane. The record is from RefSeq and is a predicted model, not a curated record. Gene Ontology annotation, biological process: homophilic cell-cell adhesion.
GUGGAGGGAGCAAUGAGCUGUAUUUUACAGUAUGAGGAAUUUACAUUUUAGGUGACAUUCAUUCUCAGCAUUGAUGAAGAAACAUCGGUAGGAAUUACACCUGCGAUGAUGGAUUUCAGUCUUCUUAGUUCCACAAUGUCGAUUGGAAUAUUUGCGUUAUAGCGGACCGAGAAUGACAAAGAGAAGAGGAUGCCGAGACUGGAGAUGGCUGGCGCUUUGGUGGCAUCAUUUCUUACUCUUGUGGAAUACAAUAAAUGCAGAGACCCGUUACAACAUCCAAGAGGAAUUGAAAAGGGGAUCUGUGGUAGGAAAUCUUGCCAAGGAUUUGGGGUUAGGACUGUCGGAAAUUUUUGACCGCAAGCUACGCGUUGCCUCUGAGGCUGGUGAGCAGUAUUUCAACGUUGAUGCGGGGAAAGGCGAGCUGGUGGUGAAUGACAGAAUAGACAGAGAGGCUUUGUGCGCACAAAGCGCCAGCUGUUUGUUACCACUGCAGGUCAUUGUUGAAGACCCACUACAAUUAUUUCGUGCUGAAGUUGAAAUUCAAGAUAUUAAUGAUAAUUCACCAAGAUUUCCAUCAAAUGAUAUAGCAUUGGAGAUUGCAGAAUCUACAGUUAUAGGGGUUCGGUUUCCACUAGAAAGCGCUAUAGACCCAGAUGUCGGUAGUAAUUCACUUAAGUCAUAUAGUCUCAGUAAAGACGACUGUUUUAGUAUACGAGUUAAGGAAGUUGCUGGUGGAAGAAAAGUCCCUGAAUUAAUUUUGGCUAAACUUUUAGACAGAGAAAAAAAGGCUGUUCACAAGCUUCUUUUGACAGCGCUAGAUGGAGGUAAUCCAGUAAGAUCAGGGACUGCUCAAAUAACUAUAAAAGUGCUUGACAUAAACGAUAAUGUCCCGGUUUUUGAAAAGACUUCAUAUAGAGUAUCAGUUGCCGAAAAUGCUGCCGAAGGGGCAUUGAUAGUGCAAACAAAAGCAACAGACAUGGAUGAUGGCCAAAACGGAGAGAUUGAAUACUCAUUUGGAGCGCACACAUCAGAAGCUGUUCUCACUGUUUUCUCCAUUGAUCCUUUAUCAGGAACAUUAUUUCUGAAAGGAACAUUGGAUUUCGAAACAUUUCCUAAUUAUGAAUUAGACAUAAGUGCAAAAGAUAAAGGCAGCCCGAGAAUGGAGGGACAUUGUACUGUACAUGUUGAAAUUUUAGACGUGAAUGAUAAUGCCCCAGACAUAAUACUUACAUCUCAUCCAAAACCAGUGCGCGAGGACUCGCCUAAUGGAACUGUAGUUGCUUUGCUCAGCACCCGAGACCUUGACUCUGGUGAUAAUGGUAAAGUGGCAUUACAGCUCCCUAAAAAGUCCAUUUUUGCACUGAGGCCCUCGUUUUCCCAGAAUUACGCACUGGUUACAAACGGCAUUUUAGAUCGAGAAAAUGUCUCUGAAUAUAAUAUUGAAAUAAUGGCCACUGAUUCGGGCUCUCCUUCACUUUCGACAAAGAAAAUGAUUACUGUUAGUAUUACUGAUGUGAAUGACAGCCCUCCUACAUUUACACAGUCAUCUUAUAAUGUAUAUUUGAAAGAGAAUGGAAUACCAGGUUCUAUACUGUACUCAGUAUCCGCAUCUGAUCUGGAUUCUGGUGAAAACGCAAAGAUCUCUUACUCUAUACUGGACUCUAAAGUUCAGGACGUUUCUGUCUCAUCUUAUGUUUACAUUAAUUCGGAUAACGGCAGCAUCUACAGCAUGCACUCGUUUGACUAUGAGAAACUGAAGGUGUUUCAGAUUCAGGUUCAGGCAAAGGACCAGGGCUCUCCGUCUCUCAGCAGCAACACCACUGUCCAUGUUUUUAUCCUGGACCAGAACGACAAUGCUCCCGCUGUUAUUUACCCUUCCUCCGCUGCCCUGGGCUCCCUCUCUCAUCAGAGGAUGCCCCGCUCCGCUAAAGCGGGUCACCUGGUUACUAAGGUGACGGCAGUGGACGCUGACUCGGGCCACAACGCCUGGAUCUCCUACAGACUGGCGGAGGCCACAGACGCCUCUCUGUUCGCUGUUAAUCUGUACACAGGGGAGGUGAGGACUAAACGCGCUGUGUCCGAGCAGGACGACUCCUCUCAGAGGCUAAUUAUAGAGAUCAAGGACGACGGGGAACCGGUCCAGUCCUCCACCGUCACAGUGUCCAUCCUGCUGGAGGACGGUCUCCAUGAACCCAUCUUAGACCUCCGACACAAAGUGUCCGAGCCCAGCAAGAAAACUGGGAGAAUCACCCUUUAUUUGAUUCUCUCUCUGGCCUCGGUGUCCGUGCUGUCUCUGGUGACUUUUCUCAUCUUAGCGGUGAAAUGCAUCAGGAACAGCAGAAGCAGCUGCUGCGUGAGACGGAGCGACUGUGAUGAUUACAAGAACCCCAACAGAAACCUGCAGAUUCAGCUCAACACUGAUGGACCUAUAAAGUACGUGGAGGUCCUGGGAGGAGACAUGCUGUCUCAGAGUCAGUCCUUCAGGUCCUGCAUGUCUCCGAUGUCAGAGUACAGUGAUUUGACUUUGAUUAAACCCAGCAGCACCACAGACUUUAAAGAGGUGAUCAGUGUUCUGGAUGCGUCUUUACCCGACAGCACCUGGACCUUUGAGAGUCAGCAGGUGAGCAGAAAAAAUAUAUAA